Molecule: messenger RNA, 2007 nt
Organism: Closterium sp. Naga37s-1
Lineage: Eukaryota; Viridiplantae; Streptophyta; Zygnematophyceae; Desmidiales; Closteriaceae
Source: the annotation of a GenBank genome assembly
AUGGGGCUUAGAAGUGUACGGCUAACGAGAUCAUUCGCGUUAGUCUCGCUGCUGGCGACGCUUGCGAUAAUCGCGAUGCUGGUAACCGGAGCUGCGGCGCUGGAUGUAUGUCCUGACGACGAUUCUCUGUUCGUGUGCGCGACGACCGACGAGUGCAUAAGCGACACGCAGGUGUGCGACGGGUCGCCCAACUGCAGCGACGCGGAUGCGCCUUCCGACGAGGACUCCGCGUUCUGCGCGACCUGGGAGUGCCCCAGCGGGUGGAGCAAGUGCGACGACGGCUUGCAGUGUGGAGAUGAAACCCCUGGUGGUGCUCCACCAGGUGAUUCGUCAGGGUCGGGGGAAGGUUCACAGGAACCUUCGGAAGGAGCAGGGGAAGGGGGAGAGGGAGGGAGUGAGGGGGGAAGCGGAGAGGUGGGGGGAAGCGGAGAGGAAGGUGGGAGCGGAGAGGCGGGGGGAAGCGGAGAGGAGGGGGGAAGUGGAGAGGAGGGGGGAAGUGGAGAGGAGGGGGGGAGUGGAGAGGAGGGGGGAAGUGGAGAGGAGGGGGGAAGUGGAGAGGAGGGGGGAAGUGGAGAGGAGGGGGGAAGUGGAGAGGAGGGGGGAAGUGGAGAGGAGGGGGGGAGUGGAGAGGAGGGGGGAAGUGGAGAGGAGGGGGGAAGUGGAGAGGAGGGGGGAAGUGGAGAGGAGGGGGGAAGUAGAGAGGAGGGGGAAAGUGGAGAAGGAGAGGAAGGAGAUGGGGAGGGAAACGACACAGAAGAGGGCGGUGAUGGAGGGGAGGAGGAUGGCUCAGGGGAUGAAGAUUCAGGUGAAUCUGAAGAAGAACCUGAGACGCCACCUCCCCCACCUCCACCUGAGAAACAGCUCUCUCCCCUGGAGCAGAAAAAAGCGGGACAGAGGGAGAAAGACGCAGAGACAGCCCAAGCGCGGGCAGAGAAAAAAGCAAGAGAAGCCAAAAGUUCUAGGGGUGGGACGAGCGGGAAGAAGAGGCGGGAGGAGGCGAAGCAAGCGCAGAAAGAGGCCGACGCUGCGAGGGCCAGAGCGGACCAGGCGAGAGAGGAGGCAGAUGGGAAGGAGGAAGCUGCUGCGGAGGCUGCGAACACAGUGGAGGAGAAGCGGCAGGAGCUUGUGGAUGAAGCAGAGAGGAGCAAGCCAGAGCUAGAGGAUAAGAAGAGGAGAGGGACGGCCCGGAAGGACGCGGCUCGGGCCGAGCGAGACGCAGCGAAGGAGAAGAAGGAGGAGAAGAAGAGGACGUUCAGAGAGAGGGUGGCUGCGGCCCGGCUGGCCCAGAUGGCUGAAAAGGCCAGCGCUGCCGCCGCUGCUGCAGCAGAGAAGCAGGCAGCGGCGGAUAAAGCGAUGGAGGCUAAGCAACAGGCGGAUGCUGAGGUGGAUCGGCUGGUUUCAGCUAAGAGUCAGGCGGAGGAUGCGGCGAGGGAGGCCGGGGAAGCGCAGGCUGCAGCGGAGGCGGCGGCACGGGAGGCGGUGGACGCCGGUGAUGAGAGGUUGAGUGCGGUGAAGUGGGCAGAGGCUGCGGAUGCGCUGGGGUUGAAGUGGGAGAAACAGACGGAGGUGGAGCGAGUGAAGAGGGAGUUGGUUGUGGCUAAGGCGGCAGCUAAGCUAGCUGCCAAGGAGGCUGUGUUGAGGCAGCAGGCAGCUGCUCGGGCGGCAAGUGAGGCGCAGAAAGUCGGCGGCAAAGUGGGCGGGGGCGGUGCGGGUGGUGGAACCGGUGGUGAUGCUGGUGGUGAUAGUGGUGGUGAUGGUGGUGGUGAUGGUGGGUCUACUGAUCCAGGAGGUGACACAAACGAGGGUGGGUCUAGUGACACAAGCAGUGGUACCAGUGCAGGAUUAACAAAAAAAAGUGUUCCAUUAUCUGACCAUAGGGUAAGUGUUGGGGUUAAAAUGACCUUAACUGAUGGUGUUGUUGGUGGUGGUGCUGGUGGUGGUGGUGGUGGUGGUGGUGGCAACAAAGAGGGUAAGGCAAGAAACAGGAAGGUGGAUGUUGGUGGCUGA